Messenger RNA from Uloborus diversus, 2907 nucleotides. RefSeq names its product 52 kDa repressor of the inhibitor of the protein kinase-like. NCBI's taxonomy places the organism in Eukaryota, Metazoa, Arthropoda, Arachnida, Araneae, Uloboridae. The transcript has 6 exons. Gene Ontology annotation, molecular function: protein dimerization activity. Bases 1 to 2907 code for a protein of 968 amino acids. The record is from RefSeq and is a predicted model, not a curated record.
AUGUCCUACAAACACAAAUCAGGGGCUGAAAAGAAAAGGCUCCGAGCUGAAAAAGAAAAAAAAAGUGCUAUUGGCAGGCAAGAGAUUACUAAUUUUUUUCAAUCCUCUGCUUGUUUUUCUGUUCAACCGUUAUUUUCUGGAACAACUGAACUGGAAUCAAAUAAACCAACUACUUCAGCGUUUGAAAUAACUGAAGAAAAUUCUCUGGGCUCCGAAAUUAAUGAAAGUAGAGGAGAAAAUGUAAAUCAGCUGGAUUUAACUAAUAAUGCAAAUCUGAACGAUCCUGAAGUGCAACCAGUAUUUUCUGAAACAACUGAACUGGAAUCAAAUGAACCAAUUACAUCAGCAAUUGAAAUAACUCAAGAAGAUUCUCUAGGCUCCAAAUUUGAUGAAAAUAGAAGUGAAAAUAUAAGUCAACUGGAUUCAACUAGCAAUGCAAAUCUGAGUGAUCCUGCAGAAUGGCCGGACUUUAUAAAUGAUACUCUUCGCUCAGAAAUAAUAAAAAUUGGAGCUCCAAAUUUUAAUAAACUGUCUGCAGUUAAGUUUCCACGAGACCUAAACAAGCAACAGUUUCAAAAGAAGCUUCUAUACAGCAAAAGCUCAAACCAAAGAGAAGAAUUGCAGCGAGACUGGCUUGUAUGGAGUUCUAUGAAUCAAGCACUUUACUGUUUCCCCUGCUUUUUAUUUAAAAACUCCAUUUCUAGUAAAGGCAAUAGCAGUCUUGCGAAGAAAAGUGGUUUUUCACCAGCUCAAGUGCCUUGGAAAAAAUGUUAUUCUCGAUUUCCCUCACAUGAAGAAAGUGCAGGACAUAAGAAUUGCUAUGUUUCGUGGAAAUCUUUGGAGCAGUCUCUGGCUGGGAAGGGUAUUGACAGCAACAUCCAAACUCUGAUAAUGUGCGAGACAGAAAGAUGGAAAGCAAUUCUUAAAAGAAUAAUUGAUGUUACACUUCAUCUCGCUUCUCGAGGUCUCCCCUUCAGAGGAGAUAAUUCCCACAUAGGGCAUGUGAGCAACAGAAACUUUUUAGGAUGUUUAGAAUUGAUAAGCCAUUAUGAUGAAAUAACUAGAGAUCAUCUGAACAAAAUUAAACUUGAACAGGAACGUGGGGAAAGCAAAAAACAUACGCAUUAUCUGUCAUGGCAGAGCCAAAAUGAAUUUAUUUCCUUAUGUGGUGAUCAGGUUUCGAAAUUAAUUCUUGCAGAACGUGAAAAGGCAAUUUAUUAUGCUAUCAUAGCUGAUGCAACACCAGAUGUAAGUCAUCAAGAACAGAAUGUAUUGAUAUUAAGGUAUCUUUCUUUCUCAUCAGAUAAGAAUUUGUUUGAAAUUCAGGAGAGAUUUAUUGAAUUUCUGAAUUUCUCAAAAAAAACGGGAUUUGAUAUUGCUCAGGAUUUGUUGAAUUGCCUUAAAAAGCAUGCGAUUCCAUUAGAGGAUUUCAGGGGACAAGUAUUCGACAAUGGGUCGAAUAUGAAGGGCGCUGUGAAAGGAGUCAAGAGCCGAAUUCUAAACGAAAACCCACUUGCUCUAUUUUCACCUUGUGGGGCCCACUCGUUAAAUUUAACUGGAGUAAAUGCUGCAAAGAUGUGUCCUCAAAUAAUGACAUUCUUUGGUUCUGUGCAAGCAUUAUUUGUACUCUUUGCAGCCAGUCCUUCCAGAUGGUCCAUUCUUUUAGAAGAGAUACCAAUUUCUCUCAUGGCAUUAUCAGAAACGCGCUGGAGUUCUCGCAUUGACGCUGUUCGACCCAUCUCCUUGCACCGUCCAGGAUUAUUGAAAGCUCUCGAUCGUUUGUGUGAUGAACUACAAUUAACCGAGAAGGCCUUCAGUGAAGCUCGAGCAUUAAGAAAAUACUUUAGCUCUUUUGAGAGCAUGCUUAUGUCAGCUUUCUGGUUAAAAGUGCUGUCAUGUAUUGACGAACAAAACGUGAUUAUCCAAACACGUGGAAUUUCCCUGGAUGUGGAACUGAACCUUCUAAAUGAUAUCCAUAAAGAUCUCCAAAAGUUAAGGGAUGGAGCAGAAGUUGAAGAAGAAGCAAUGCAUCAAAGUACUGAACUCUUACCCGGUGAAUAUAAAUUUCGAACAGAAGUAAUUUUUACAGUUUUGGACUUUAUUAUAAUUGAUAUAAAUACUCGUUUUGAAGAAAUGAAAGAAAUUUGUUCUCUAUUUAAACCAAUACUGAAAUAUAUGUCCUUAGAUGAUGAAGAAGUGCAAAAGCUGUCUGCAUGCUUGUCAUCAAAGUAUGCAAUCGACUUAAAUAGUCAACUUGGAAAUGAGAUUAUUCACAUUAGAAACAUUCAUUCGUCAGUGUUUAAUGAAGUAACUGAACUUUCUCCCCUAGUGCUUUUGAAUGAGAUUUACAACAGAAAGCUUCAAACAAUAUUUCCUAACAUAUGUAUUGCCCUUCGCAUAUUCUGCACUCUCCCCUUGACUGUCGCCCAAGCUGAAAGGGCAUUUAGUAAAUUAGGAAAUCGAAUUAAAACAUGGACUAGAUCAGCAAUUGGACAAGACAGACUAAAUUCGCUAGCUAUUCUUGGCAUUGAGCACCAGUUGGCAGCACAAGUGGAUUUUAAUUCAGUCAUACACGAGUUUGCGACAAAAAAACUCACAGGCUUAUGGUAUGAAAUAGAAAAAUAUCCAAAGUACUUUGGCGCAAGAUUCAUGUGCGUUAAAGUUGAACUGACCGACUAUGGUGAUAAUGUUACAAUUAAUUGGACAGGUGUCAAUGAAAGGUCCGGAGAAACAGUUUGUUUGAAUGGAAACGCUACGGUUCCUAAUGAAAAAGAUGCUUCGAAAAUCAAUGUGAAGUACGCUGACAGAUGGUUCUCUGAAAACUACUGGGUUUUAGACACCGAUUAUAAAAAGUAUUCGGUUGUGUAUUCUUGCUUCAAUUUCUUCCAUCUUUGCAAAGCAGCUUAA